Molecule: messenger RNA, 2483 nt
Organism: Vicugna pacos (alpaca)
Lineage: Eukaryota; Metazoa; Chordata; Mammalia; Artiodactyla; Camelidae
Gene: PGM1
Product: phosphoglucomutase 1
Biological process (GO): carbohydrate metabolic process
Cellular component (GO): cytosol
Molecular function (GO): phosphoglucomutase activity; magnesium ion binding
Source: RefSeq, a predicted model, not a curated record
GCUGCCCAUUCCCCACCCUCCGGGACCUGCAAGGAGGUGGGCUGGUCGCAGAGGGAGGGCCCUGUCCACUGUCUCUUUAAGGAGGAGGGACGAGCACGGCCGAGAGAGCCAGCGUUACCCCGACCUCGUCCGCGCCCUCAUCCCAAAGCAGCUGCAGCCACAGCUCCGACCGCCCCUCGGUUGGCAGAGUCCGCUCGGGCCCCAGGAAGCAAGUCGCCACCAUGGUGAAGAUCGUGACCGUUAAGACCAAGGCGUACCAAGACCAGAAGCCGGGCACCAGCGGGCUGCGGAAGCGAGUGAAGGUGUUUCAGAGCAGCGCCAACUAUGCCGAGAAUUUCAUCCAGAGUAUCAUCUCCACCGUAGAGCCGGCGCACCGGCCGGAGGCCACCCUGGUGGUGGGCGGCGACGGCAGGUUCUACAUGAAGGAGGCCAUCCAGCUCAUCGUCCGCAUCGCCGCCGCCAACGGGAUUGGUCGCUUGGUUAUUGGACAGAAUGGUAUCCUCUCCACCCCUGCUGUGUCCUGCAUCAUUAGAAAGAUCAAAGCCAUUGGUGGGAUCAUUCUGACAGCCAGCCACAACCCAGGAGGGCCCAAUGGAGAUUUUGGAAUCAAAUUCAAUAUUUCCAAUGGCGGUCCUGCCCCAGAAGCAAUAACUGAUAAGAUUUUCCAAAUCAGCAAGACCAUCGAAGAAUAUGCAAUUUGCCCUGACCUGAAAGUAGACCUAGGGGUUCUGGGAAAGCAGCAGUUUGACCUGGAAAACAAGUUCAAACCUUUCACAGUGGAAAUCGUGGAUUCGGUGGAAGCUUAUGCUACGAUGCUGAGAAACAUCUUUGAUUUCAAUGCACUGAGACUACUUUCUGGUCCAAACCGACUAAAGAUCCGAAUAGACGCCAUGCAUGGAGUGGUGGGACCGUAUGUGAAGAAGAUCCUCUGUGAAGAGCUCGGUGCCCCUGCAAACUCGGCAGUUAACUGCGUUCCCCUGGAGGACUUCGGAGGCCACCACCCUGACCCAAACCUCACUUAUGCAGCUGACCUCGUGGAGACCAUGAAGACAGGAGAGCAUGAUUUUGGGGCUGCCUUUGACGGAGAUGGGGAUCGAAACAUGAUUCUGGGCAAGCAUGGGUUCUUCGUGAACCCUUCCGACUCCGUGGCCGUCAUUGCUGCCAACAUCUUCAGCAUUCCAUACUUCCAGCAAACCGGGGUCCGCGGCUUUGCACGCAGCAUGCCCACCAGCGGUGCCCUGGACCGGGUGGCUAAUGCCACAAAGAUCGCUUUGUAUGAGACCCCAACUGGCUGGAAGUUUUUUGGGAAUUUGAUGGAUGCAAGCAAGCUGUCCCUUUGUGGGGAGGAGAGCUUCGGGACUGGUUCUGACCAUAUCCGUGAGAAAGACGGACUCUGGGCUGUCCUGGCUUGGCUAUCCAUCCUAGCCACCCGCAAACAGAGUGUGGAGGACAUUCUCAAAGAUCACUGGCAAAAGUAUGGCCGGAAUUUCUUCACCAGGUAUGAUUACGAGGAGGUAGAAGCCGAGGGUGCGAACAAAAUGAUGAAGGACUUGGAGGCCCUGAUCUCUGACCGCUCCUUCGUGGGGAAACAGUUCUCGGCAGCUGACAAAGUCUACACCGUGGAGAAAAUUGAUAACUUUGAAUACAGUGAUCCGGUGGACGGAAGCAUUUCCAGAAAUCAGGGCUUGCGGCUCAUUUUUGCAGAUGGUUCUCGCAUCAUCUUUCGACUGAGUGGCACCGGGAGUGCAGGAGCCACCGUUCGCCUGUACAUCGACAGCUAUGAGAAGGACAUCGCCAAGAUCUCCCAGGACCCCCAGGUCAUGUUGGCUCCCCUCAUUUCCAUUGCUCUGAAGGUGUCCCAACUCCAGGAAAGGACAGGGCGCACUGCACCCACUGUUAUCACCUAAGAAGACAGGCCACAUGUGGUACGUCCCUCCACCCCAAGACCCCCUGAGACAUCUGAUUGAAGAGCAUGGACAGAAGCAAAGUGUGUUCACCCAGGCAUUUUUAGGACUCAGUUUUUCCACUAACCAAUUGUUGACAAAUGGCACGAUUCCAAGGCACUGCCAAUUAAGAAGCCCGCAGGAGCCAUGUGGGAAAGAGAAAAAAAGGACCCAGGGGCUUACACUCGCGUCAGUUUCUUUUCGUGUCCUUGUGCACUGCUGCCGUGUGGCUGUCUGUCUCCUCAGAACCAGGUCCUGUUUACACUACAGUGUAGGAUGGAGGUUGAGCGUCAGCGAGUGAGGCCAGCUUUCAUCCUUAAAUGAAAUCCUGAAAUGACAGUGCAAGUUCCUUUCUCCUUUGUGAACCUUCUCCCCCAUCUACUGUUUACAUGGAAUCCAGCAAAACGCAGUUUCUGGUGCCUUCUCUCCAGUCAGGUCUUCUGUCAGAGUGAGACGUACUUGUCUACAGAUUUCCGUCUUGUUUUGCAACAUAUUCCCAUUCACAGAUAUUUUGGGAUAUUAAAGCAAAAUAAGCUACCA